UUUAUUAUUUUUUUUUUUUUGAAUGGCUAAACUUGCACACCAUAGGGAUUGAACCCAUGACCUCCUACUAUUCUACACCUUAUCAAACUCACCAACAAUUAUUAUUCUUAUUAUUUAUUUCAAUUUAUAUUUAUUAUUCUUAAUCUUAAUAUUUCUUUCAAUUUAUUCUCACCCCCACUUUUCAAUUCCACCAAUAUCACUUCUCCUCUCAAUUUCCACUUCCAAAUCUCAAUAAUAAUCACUACCUACGUCUGAUUGAAGUAAUUGAUAAGAUCAUAACAUUGUCGGUUUGAGCGGAUUCACGAUAAAAAAACAAUAGUAUGGCUUGUAAGGGGUUUUUGGAGUGUUUGUUGAAGCUCCUGAACUUCUUGUUGACACUCAUUGGUCUAGCUAUGAUCGGAUACGGGGUUUACAUGUUUGUUAUGUACAAAGACGCAAUGGAUCAUGACUUUGAACCGCCACAUGGAAAAUUGAUUCAGCUUGGCCGCCCUAUGUUAAUGGCUGUCUCGCUGUCUCACCUCAGCAUAUUUGAUAACUUGCCUACUGCUUGGUUCAUUUAUCUAUUUAUUGGCAUUGGUGCAGCUGUGUUUAUCAUAUCUUGUUUUGGUUGCAUUGGAGCAGCAACCCGAAGUGGAUGUUGCCUAACUUGUUAUUCUGUCCUUGUGUUCUUGUUAAUUGUGGUGGAAUUGGGAGUCGCUUCUUUCAUCUUCUUUGACAAAAGCUGGAGAGCGGAGAUCCCGCCAGACAAAACUGGAGAUUUCGAAAUGAUUUAUAGAUUUCUGGAGAAGAAUUGGGAAAUAUGCAGAUGGGUUGCUCUUGGGGCUGUUAUAUUUGAGGCUUUUGUAUUCUUGUUAGCUUGUAUGGUACGGGCUGCAAAUGCUCCACCAGAUUAUGAUAGUGAUGAUGAAUACAUAGCGGGACCAAGGCAGCAACGACAACCAUUGAUCAGCCGACAACAAGUUCCUGCUACAGGUAUUCCUGUUACUGGACCCCUUGAUAGCCGUCCAAGCAGAAAUGAUGCAUGGAGUGCACGAAUGAGGGAAAAGUAUGGGCUUGAUACGACUGAGUUCACAUACAACCCGAACGAGCCAAACAGGUAUCCGCAAGGCAACGUUCAACCAACCGAGGAGAAAAGUGGGUGCUCGAUCAUGUAACACCGGUUUGAGCAUUUAAACCAAUUUUUUGUUUGAUUAAUAUUUGGUCUGUGUGUAUGUUUUAUCAGCAUAACCAAUGUUCUUGUUGAGUGAGUCUCAGGAGCUUCACUCUCUUUUCAACUCUUGUAUUUAUCCUAACAUCAAUAUCUUCUUCAUAUUAGUAAAGGAGAUGAAGCAAGCAUUUUGUGCC
Molecule: messenger RNA, 1344 nt
Organism: Helianthus annuus (common sunflower)
Lineage: Eukaryota; Viridiplantae; Streptophyta; Magnoliopsida; Asterales; Asteraceae
Product: tobamovirus multiplication protein 2A
Exons: 7
Coding region: 321-1154 (277 amino acids)
Cellular component (GO): membrane
Source: RefSeq, a predicted model, not a curated record